AUGGAACAGGAAACACCCUACCAAGACAUCAUGGAACAGGAAACACCCUACCAAGACAUCAUGGAACAGGAAACACCCUACCAAGACAUCAUGGAACAGGAAACACCCUACCAAGACAUCAUGGAACAGGAAACACCCUACCAAGACAUCAUGGAACAGGAAACACCCUACCAAGACAUCAUGGAACAGGAAACACCCUACCAAGACAUCAUGGAACAGGAAACACCCUACCAAGACAUCAUGGAACAGGAAACACCCUACCAAGACAUCAUGGAACAGGUAACACCCUACCAAGACAUCAUGGAACAGGAAACACCCUACCAAGACAUCAUGGAACAGGAAACACCCUACCAAGACAUCAUGGAACAGGAAACACCCUACCAAGACAUCAUGGAACAGGAAACACCCUACCAAGACAUCAUGGAACAGGAAACACCCUACCAAGACAUCAUGGAACAGGAAACACCCUACCAAGACAUCAUGGAACAGGAAACACCCUACCAAGAUAUCAUGGAACAGGUAACACCCUACCAAGACAUCAUGGAGCAGGAAACACCCUACCAAGACAUCAUGGAACAGGGAACACCCUACUAA
This is a messenger RNA of Mizuhopecten yessoensis (Yesso scallop), 594 nucleotides long. Its product is annotated as glutenin, low molecular weight subunit-like. Lineage: Eukaryota; Metazoa; Mollusca; Bivalvia; Pectinida; Pectinidae. The record is from RefSeq and is a predicted model, not a curated record. The coding region runs from base 1 to 594 and encodes 197 amino acids. The transcript has a single exon.